This is a messenger RNA of Pseudogymnoascus verrucosus, 760 nucleotides long. RefSeq lists its product as uncharacterized. The record is from RefSeq and is a predicted model, not a curated record. NCBI's taxonomy places the organism in Eukaryota, Fungi, Ascomycota, Leotiomycetes, Thelebolales, Thelebolaceae. The transcript is spliced from 3 exons. The coding region runs from base 122 to 712 and encodes 196 amino acids.
GUAACAUAGACGACCAGAGUUCAUUAAUUGCGCGAAUAAAAACACUUAGUAUCCCCAACAAUUCUAUUUACAUUACAAAUACUUCCUCAUCUUCUACAUCAAAGAGCAAAGUCGAAACAAAAUGGCAACUACUCCUGGAGGAACAGCCGACGCGAUCAUCCGCCUCCUCUGCGAGCGCGGCACCAGCGAUUACAUCGGUGAGAGCAUCAGUCAACUCGAGCACUGUCUGCAAUGCGCACACUCCGCUGCAGAAGCUGGAAGCGAUGAUGAAACCGUACUUGCAGCGCUACUGCAUGACAUUGGCCAGUUCCUCCCUAUAGAGGAUGCAAAGGAUGUUAGGAUGUCAAUGGGGGAGUAUUCUGUUGGUCGAGUUGGACAUGAGAGGGUUGGAGAGGAGUACUUGAAGGGCUUGGGGUUUGGAGACAAGGUGUCGAAGCUGGUUGGGAGCCACGUGGCUGCGAAGAGGUAUCUCACAGCAGUUGAUUUGUCGUAUUAUGAUGCAUUGUCGGAGGCGUCGAAGCAAAGUUUGAAGUUCCAGGGAGGGCCAUUCGAAGGGAAGGACUUGGACACAUUCGAACAGGACCCGUUGAGGGACGAGAUGGUGAGUUUAAGGAGAUGGGAUGACGAGGCAAAAAUUGCUGGUAUUGAAGACGUGACGCCGAGGGCGGAGUUAUAUCGAGGGAUGAUUCAAAGGCACUUAGAGAGAGCUUAGAAAAUCAAUAGUGGUUUAAUACUGCUUUAGUGGACAUAAUAGACAACU